AUGGAAGAAAAGAGAAACAUAGUCAUUGUCGGAGGCGGCAUCAUCGGCUGUACAACCGCCUACUAUCUGACCCGCCACCCAAAGUUCAACCCUGCUCUGCACACCAUCACCCUUCUAGAAGCCGCUCCGUCUGUGGCAACUGGUGCUUCGGGCAAGGCAGGCGGCCUUCUUGGGCUCUGGGCCUACCCGGCGUCUCUUGUUCCGCUGUCCUACGGGCUUCAUGCAGAGCUUGCCGCUGAACACGAUGGAGCCAGCCGCUGGGGCUACCGUAAGCUGAAAUGCGGCAGCAUCGAGGCCGUAGUUACGAAAAAGAAGCUUGGCGAGCUCCAGAAAUCUGCAGAUGAACAUGGCAAAGAAUGGGAGAAGCUUCCAAAGCAGGAUGAGGCCGCCAUGGAGCUGCUCCAGGACGAAGAAAUGCCCGCAGACUUGGACUGGAUAGACAGAGAAGUGGUCCGGGGGUGGGCUGAGAUGGGGUCUCCGGGAGCUACAGAGACUGCUCAGGUUCAUCCGUAUCACUUCACAACGUCAAUUGCAGAGCUGGCUCAGAAGGGGGGUGCUACCAUUAAGACGAAUAUAAAGGUGACAACACUCAUCACCACAAAAACUAGCGUCGAAGGAGUCGAGAUUCUGGACCGGACAACCAAUGAAGCUGGCAAGAUUACAGAUGUCACCGAUAUCAUUGUCGCAGCUGGUCCGUGGACUGGUCGAGUGCUUCCCCGAUCCAAGGUCGAAGGCUUGAGGGCGCAUAGCGUCGUCUAUGAUGUCAACGUCAGUGCGUAUGCCGUGUUCACAGAUAUUGAACUGCCGCCAGACUUUAUCCCCGAGCAUCGGGCAAAGUUGGGACAGAAGAGACAACACAAGGGUAGAGUAGAUCCCGAGAUCUACGCCAGACCCUUUGGUGAGGCAUAUGCUUGUGGUGAGCCAGACAGCGUCGUGCUGCUGCCAGAAACGGCCGACCUGGUUCAAUUCGAUGAGGCCUACUGUGACGAUAUCAUCUCUUAUUUCGCAACAGUGAGUCCCGUACUAGCGGCCGCGCCUAUCAAGGCCAAACAAGCCUGCUACUUGCCUCGACACAUUCGGUUUGGACAAGAGAGCGGGCCUCUCAUAGGGCCAACAGUGACUCCCGGCCUAUGGGUUGCUGCCGGUCACACUUGCUGGGGGAUUCAGAAUGGUCCGGGAACCGGGAAGCUAAUGUCUGAGUACAUAUUUGAUGGCGAGGCCAAAAGUGCCAAUGUUGCCAGCUUGGAUCCACGAAAGUUCAAGGUCUGA
This is a messenger RNA of Trichoderma harzianum CBS 226.95, 1269 nucleotides long. RefSeq lists its product as hypothetical. The record is from RefSeq and is a predicted model, not a curated record. Gene Ontology annotation, molecular function: oxidoreductase activity. Gene Ontology annotation, biological process: retrograde transport, endosome to Golgi. Lineage: Eukaryota; Fungi; Ascomycota; Sordariomycetes; Hypocreales; Hypocreaceae. The transcript has 3 exons. Gene Ontology annotation, cellular component: late endosome; cytoplasm. The coding region runs from base 1 to 1269 and encodes 422 amino acids.